Catharus ustulatus (Swainson's thrush) is the source of this 436-nucleotide messenger RNA. RefSeq names its product progonadoliberin-2. NCBI's taxonomy places the organism in Eukaryota, Metazoa, Chordata, Aves, Passeriformes, Turdidae. Gene Ontology annotation, biological process: multicellular organism development. The transcript has 3 exons. Gene Ontology annotation, molecular function: hormone activity. The coding region runs from base 16 to 240 and encodes 74 amino acids. The record is from RefSeq and is a predicted model, not a curated record. Gene Ontology annotation, cellular component: extracellular region.
CGCAGCCCCCCGGCCAUGGCACCCCGCGGGUCGCUGCUGCUGCUGGCUCUGCUGCUGCUGAGCUGUGCCCUGCCCCGCGGCCACGGCCAGCACUGGUCCCACGGCUGGUACCCGGGGGGCAAACGGGACCUCCGGACCCCCACAAACCUCCAGCUCCCGUCCCCUCCGGGGCUCUGCCGUCCCUUCCCGUGUCCCCUGCGGCGGGAGGAGCCGCUGCCGCGACCCGGGCUGCGCCCCUGAGCGGAGCCAGCGAGCCCGGCGGGACCGAACCGGGACCCCCGAGGGGAAUAAAAGGGGAUGGGGGGAUCUGUGAGCGCUGAUGGUGAUGGGGGCUCGGCUGGGGGGUGGCAGGUGUGACAUGGGGACGGUGGUGUGACAUGGGGACAGGGGUGUCCCGGGGGUGGGAUGCAUCCCGAGAGGGAUGCUGUCUGUUUUG